Molecule: messenger RNA, 801 nt
Organism: Drosophila gunungcola (fruit fly)
Lineage: Eukaryota; Metazoa; Arthropoda; Insecta; Diptera; Drosophilidae
Exons: 2
Coding region: 34-726 (230 amino acids)
Source: RefSeq, a predicted model, not a curated record
UCAGACUAAAGUGAAAGCAAAAGUGAAAGCGAAAUGAAGUUCUUCAAGGAGAUCCUGCUUAUAAGCUUGGGCAUUUUUAGCUUCUUGGGUGAAUUGGAUGCCCAUGGCAUGAUGUUGACUCCACCCGGAAGAUCUUCACGUUGGCGCACCGAUUCCUCGGCACCAACAAAUUAUGAUGAUAAUGCAUUAUAUUGCGGUGGCUUAUGGAAACAAACCGAAAAUGGUGGAAAUUGUGGACUCUGCGGUGAUGAUUGGAGCUUGGAGCAGCCACGCCCCAAUGAGCUAGGCGGAAAGUAUGGCAGUGGUGUGAUCGUAAAGAGCUAUGCCGGCGUGACCGAGACUGAAAUAAGCGUUAGGAUCACUGCCAAUCAUCUGGGCUAUUUCCGGUUCCACAUCUGCAACCUGGAUGAAAAUGGCAGCGAGUCGGAAGAGUGCUUCAAUCAGUAUCCUUUGAAGUUCGCAGAUGGCAGCACGAAGUACAAAAUCAACACAAAAACUGGAGAUAUACCAGUAGUCGUUCAACUUCCCACCGAGCUCAACUGCAUCCAUUGCGUGCUCCGCUGGACAUAUACGGCGGGAAAUAAUUGGGGAGUGUGUGAGGAUGGGUCAGGGGCCAUGGGCUGCGGUGCCCAGGAAACCUUCAUCAACUGCGCCGAUGUCAGUGUUCUGUCCUCAGCGAGAAGUAUCUUUCACGAGGUGCCAGUGGAGGUGGCGGAAUCGGUAUAAAUCUGUUUGCGCGGAGGCCAAUCAAACAACUUUCCUAAUCUCAAUAAAUUAUUUAUUCGUUUUCUUUAAAAUGUA